AUGCAAUAAUAAUAUUCUAAUAGUUCAAUAUAGGAUUUCAAUAUACUUGAGAAAUUGGGAGAAGGCUCAUUCUCUUCUGUGUAUAAGGUCUAAAGAAAAUCGGAUGGUCAAUAUUAUGCAAUGAAGAAAGUGAAUAUUUCGCAAUAGAGUUUGAAAGAGAGAGAAAAUGCUUUGAAUGAGAUCAGAAUAUUAGCCUCACUAGAUUCUCCAUAUAUAGUAGAAUUUAAGGAUGCUUUUAUUGAUUAAGAUGGAAGAAUUCUUUAUGUUAUUAUGGAGUUUGCAUCUGGAGGAGACUUAAAUCAAAUUUUAAAGUAAGGAAAAUUGUAGGGUGGAGUUUAGGAGGGUGAAAUUUGGAAUAUAUUAACAUAGAUCACACUUGGAGUGAAAAUAUUGCAUGACAAUGGCAUUUUACAUAGAGACCUCAAAUCAGCCAAUGUAUUUGUGUCCAAGACUCCUUAAGGAAACAUUUAUAAGAUAGGAGAUUUAAACAUCAGUAAGGUAACUCAUGGGGCAAAUGCAAAGACCUAGACAGGAACUCCAUAUUAUGCUGCGCCUGAAAUCUGGAAGGGUGAAUAAUAUUCAUGGCCUUGUGAUAUUUGGUCAAUUGGUUGUAUUAUCUAUGAGUUAGCUACAUUUCAACCUCCUUUCAGAGCAGGAGACCUUCUAUCAUUAAAUAAGAAGAUUUAAGCAGGUUAUUAUGAUCCUAUGCCACAAAAAUACAGUUCAGAUCUAUCCGAUGUUUUAAAGACUCUUUUACAAGUUGAUCCAAAGAGUAGACCAAAUUGUGACUAAAUUCUUAAGAAUCCAAAGGUCAUUAAGAAUAGUGGAUCGUUAUUGGUGGAAGUGGAGUAGAAUGGUGUUAAGUAAGCCAAAUUAUUAUAAACUAUCAAACUCCCUUUUAAUCUAAAGUAACUGAAGGAUAAUUUACCAAAAUCCAAAUAUGAAAAUAAGAUGAAGAGAUCAAACUCAUAAUAAGGACUUAAAAUUGAGACUGACCAUCCAAUAUCUUAAUAACCUCGAAUUAACAUGGAAAUAUAAUAACAAUAAUAAUAACAAUAAUAAUAAUUAAGAAAAAAAUUGAUCAGCGUCCCAUCAUAAGGUGCUCCAUUAAAAUGCAAACCUCCUUUGGCUAAACCUCAAAUUGCCUAAGCUUAAAAAAUAGAAUACCAUCCUUAGACUCCAUAAUAUUACGGAUAAAAAAUGUACCAUCAGGAUCAAAAACAGCAGUAAUUAAAUAUUGUUAAUUAAAGAAUCAAUGCAUAAUAAUAUUGUAAGCCAACAUUUUUGAAACAGAAUUACGGAAUUCGAGACAAUUCCCCUAGGAAUCAAAAUAAUCCUUAUUUACAAUAAAGAGUAGGACAAUAGCCUCAAUAUAAUGCUGGAAAGUAAGUACAACAAAAGAGACAGUACAGUGCAGGAAUUUAUGGAAGAUAAUAAAUAUAUAAAUGA
Paramecium tetraurelia is the source of this 1449-nucleotide messenger RNA. RefSeq lists its product as uncharacterized. Lineage: Eukaryota; Ciliophora; Oligohymenophorea; Peniculida; Parameciidae. Gene Ontology annotation, molecular function: protein kinase activity; ATP binding. The record is from RefSeq and is a predicted model, not a curated record. The transcript has 3 exons. Gene Ontology annotation, biological process: protein phosphorylation.